AUGGCUGCCAAUCAAUGUGUCGGUAACCCGACCUUCAACGAGGUCACAAACGGCGCCAUCUCCGAAUGGCCCGACAACCUCCCGGGACUCAUCUGUAAAACGCCCCCAUUUGGCACCAACAGCGCCUCUCGGUUCGCGCAGUGCUGUUCUGGUCCCGUAUACAAUAUCACAUCGCCGACAAGCGCCGAUGAUCCAGCUUAUCCCGUCAGCUGUGCCACGCUCUGCCAGAUGGACCCGGCCCUGAAUAAAUUUAACAACAAAUACCCGUAUCAUUGGAGUGACCACUUCAUGUGUCUCACUGAUGGUGGUACCGAAGCCUCGGAUUGGGACGUUGUCUGUGAUACUGUGACUGUGAAAGGGGAUCCGGCGCCGACUUCAUUCAUCCAUACUCCAACGGGGCCCUGGCAGACCAGCAGCUAUGCUCUCGACAGUUGGGGGUUUCCUGAGCCUACGGCGGUGUCUGUCCUCUCCAACGUCCAGUCGGAGACGACAGCAGUUAGCUCCACGAGAUCUAGUACUCCCACCGCCACUAGUACAGGUCUCUCGGAGACAGCAUUGCCUUCGACAUCGGUAUUGCCGUCGAUUAGCUCGUCUCCGCCAUCAUCACCAUCACCAUCACCAUCAUUAUCUGGAACAGGAACUACAACAGCACCUGUACCGACGACUAGCACGUCGAAUGGCGGAAAACUCAAUUUGAAAAAUGCUUCUACGGCGCUGCUUGCUGUUUCCAUGCUCUGUAUUGGAUGGGGUUCUCUUUAA
This is a messenger RNA of Talaromyces rugulosus, 759 nucleotides long. RefSeq lists its product as uncharacterized. Bases 1 to 759 code for a protein of 252 amino acids. The record is from RefSeq and is a predicted model, not a curated record. Lineage: Eukaryota; Fungi; Ascomycota; Eurotiomycetes; Eurotiales; Trichocomaceae. The transcript has a single exon.